GUACAAGCAGAGCUGAUCCAGACACAAGUGAGCUAAACCUGUCCCUCCUCAGCCCCCCAUACCCGCUGCUCCCCGCACUGCUGCACAAUGGCAACCCCGGAGAACAGAGACUGAUCAUCAUUUGAAUGAAAUUGCACUUGACAGGCUGUUUCCUAGCGAGAGAGUCAGAGUCAGUGUUCAGCCCACAAGUCUUUGAGCGCUACUGUCGCUGCUGCUGGAUCGCUGGGUCGCACGUUUCAUUAAGCCGCUUGUUAUUAGUCGUGCAUAGCGGCUCCUGCACCCACAGUUGGCCAUGGAAGAAAACAUGGAAGAGGGACAGACCCAAAAAGGUUGCUUUGAAUGCUGCAUAAAAUGCCUUGGGGGAAUUCCCUAUGCAUCAUUGAUUGCUACUAUUCUGCUGUACGCUGGGGUUGCACUGUUCUGCGGCUGUGGUCAUGAGGCCCUCACUGGCACUGUCAACAUCCUUCAGACUUAUUUUGAAAUGGCAAGAACUGCUGGGGACACACUUGACGUCUUUACCAUGAUUGAUAUUUUCAAGUAUGUAAUCUAUGGAAUAGCAGCUGCCUUCUUUGUUUAUGGAAUUCUGCUGAUGGUGGAAGGCUUCUUCACAACAGGUGCUAUCAAAGAUCUCUAUGGAGACUUCAAAAUCACCACAUGUGGCAGAUGUGUCAGCGCAUGGUUUAUUAUGCUGACAUACCUUUUCAUGCUUGCCUGGCUUGGGGUCACAGCUUUUACCUCUCUUCCCGUCUACAUGUACUUUAAUCUCUGGACCAUUUGUCGAAAUGCAACAUUGAUUGAAGAAGCCAAUUUCUGCUUGGACCUCCGUCAGUUUGGUAUUGUAACAGUUGGGGAGGAAAAGAAGCUAUGUUCACCAUCUGACAACUUUCUAAGGAUGUGUGAAUCUACAGAACUGAACAUGACAUUCCACUUGUUUAUCGUUGCACUUGCUGGUGCUGGAGCUGCUGUAAUUGCCAUGGUUCACUACUUGAUGGUCUUGUCAGCAAACUGGGCUUAUGUCAAAGAUGCAUGCAGAAUGCAGAAGUAUGAAGACAUCAAAUCUAAGGAAGAGCAGGAACUGCAUGAUAUUCAUUCCACUCGUUCUAAAGAGCGGCUCAAUGCAUAUACAUAAAAUAAUAAUUCCGCUUAUUUGUAACAUUUCAAUUCUUUGUUGUUUAACUAACAGCCUCCCUUCCAUUGUAUAAUGAAAAUGAAGUGCUUUUCCUAAAAGAUAGGCACAUCCCCUAUCUUCAUAACCUUGAUAGACCAGCACUUGGCUUCUUCACAGUGGUCUGUGUGACAUUAUUAUGUAAUAUGGAGCACCCCUUAUAGUCCUUCCCAAAUUGUCAUAAAGUGACUGGUUUCAUAGAUAAAGAAAAAGUAAUUGUGAAAUAAAAAUGUCCUUUUCCUUUUUUUAACCACUUUAUAUGUGUUUUACAUUUACAAAAAAAAAACAUUUUGCAUUGUUUCCUACGUUUUUGAAAGAGAAAGCUUUUUAUACUUUUUAGUUCUGAGUUUCAAAAAAAAAAAAACAACAAAAUAAUAAUAAUAUAACUACAGGUAAUCUACAAAGGGACAGUUGUACAGAAAGCAUGUAUGAUAAAUUGCUUAUAGUUUGGAAUCAUGCAUGGAUAGUUCGGCCAUCUAUAAUGCGUUUGGCCCUAUGAUAAGUCAUAGGUGUGCUUUCUGUUUGGCAAGUUAAGAGGUGCUUCUUAUGGGUGUUACUGUAUUAGUAUUAAUGUACGCUAACAAAAUUUCAGUUUCAAAAUUCUGUCAACAUCAAUGACGGAGUCAACUGUUUCCGAGUGUGAGCAUGCAUACUGUAAUGCUAGUGCAUGGGCACUUUCCCAUUUCAAAUUUAAAAAUGUUUCAAUUAAUCACAUUAUUCCUGAAAGCUUAUAUUGAUGUUCUCCCAACAAAAUGUGGCUCAAGUAAAUAUCUAGGUAUUUUAUUAUGAUUUGCUUUUAACAUUUUAAUCUGUAUAUAUAUUGUAAAAAUAUAUGUCAUGUUAUUAAGAAUCAAAGGACAUUACAUAAAUAUUCUAAAGUCUUUUAAAGGUUUCUUUCAUUUGUCAGUGGACCCCAGUGCAUAGAACAUUCCAUGACAGUGUUCUGUGUUUGCCAUACAUAGCGUUCCAAUGAUCACAUGCCUUCUACCUAAAAAGCAGGCAGCACAUAUCUUUUAGACUUUCGAAACAACUGUGUUAUUGGACCAAACUUAGUGUUUUCAGCUAUUUUGCCUUUCUGAACCUCUAUAGGAAUGCUGUAAAGUGUAUUUAAUCUUAAAAUUCCUGGCAAGACAUUUUUGCCAUGCUUAAACAUUCUUGGUCAUUUUGUGCACUUUAUUAAUCAUCGUGAUUUCUCUCAGUGUACCUUCAUUGAUAAUUAAAAGAAAACUCUUGGGGUUAAUUCAUCAGCUUCUGAUAAUCGAAAUAAGAAUAUUUUUACAAAUUAAAAACUAUGGGGGAGAAUUAUGAGAGAUUAAACUGUAGAAUCUAGAAGGAUUUCCACCAGUUUGAUUUUUUUAUCCAAAUUGUCCUGACAGUAAAUAGUUUAAUUAACUUUACAUAUUUAUCAAAGCUGAUAGAUCUGGCAGUUCAGCCCAAAAUAAAAGCAUGCUUUUAGGUUUUUAGGAUUUCAUAAGUGACAUUGGUUUGAUAACUGAAAAUGUGUUACAGCAGUCUACUUUUGGACUGAAAAUCAAAUAAUUUAAUCGUAUUGAUAGAUAUGUGACAUCUCAGCGUUUCCAUUUUUCAAUUAUAUUUAACCAAGUACUUUUGUAUUCUAAAAUAAAAAGUAUAAAGUAUUUUUUCCCCUGUUAAUCAGUAGCCCAAUGACAAAUUAUUAUCAUGUCUUCUACAGGGACAUGGUUAUCUACUUUAUAACUGGUAGUGCAGAGUUCUUAAUUAUAAUGAAAAGGAAAAUUGUUCUUGCAAAUUUUGAAGUUUUAUUUUUUCUCGUUAAUUUAUGCCAAUAACGAAAGUAUUGUUCCCUUCAUUGUUAAAAUCAAUGUUUAUUUUAUAUUCACAGUUUUAACUGUAAGUAACACAAGUAUAGCUUCCCUUUGACUAUGAAGUACAAUUUCUGUAGUAGCAUUUAUAAUAUUUCCUUAAAUAGCUCUAGCUGUAACUAAAAUGGGUGGUAGGGAAAUCAAAACCAAAAAUGGUAGCAAGUUUGAGCUACAAGAGAGAGACAGAGGACAACUUAAAUAUUUGACAUCCUAUUUUUGAACAAAUGGUAAUUUCCUUAAGGUUUACAGUUGCUGUGUUAAUUAACAAGAGUCCUCUUCUGGUUUAAUAUGAUCGUUUUUCAAGUAGGGGCUUUUGGACAUUUUUACAUAGUGGAGCCCAUGGUUCAGCUCCAUAACAACUGUGUGUUGCACAAAUUAUAUAUGACAAGGCUUUAGUACAUGUCUGAAUUGGCUGCUUUGACUUUGGUUUAGACCAAAAUUUAAACAAUGAGUGGGGCAGUCAUAUAAUGUAGGGAUCAUUAUUAGUGAACGGCAGAGACGGGAUACAUCGUGCAGCCUUUAGAGAAUCAAGAUAUUGUAAUGUUCACAAAUUAGGAGAAAACACACAUGGGAAUCAGUGCACUUCAAGCUCCAAACAUACAAAGUCAAAAACACACAUGGGAAUUAGUGUAUUAUAUGAAUUUCCCCAAGAGAAUAUUUUUGUGAUGUUACACACGCUUCAUGGGAAUUUUUUAUGAAAAUGAAUCCUAGACUUCAUGCAUUAUAUUGCUAUAGUUAUUUGUUGCAUGCUUAAACAUUUAGUAGUGUUAGAUUUUAUUUUUCAAUAUCUGCCAACUACAAUGUGCAGUAUCAAAUACUUUUCUUUUCUCAAUUAUUCUUCUAAACCUCUUUCAAAUUUGAUAUGGUAGUGUUUCAGUUUUGUGUCUCAAACUAUUUGUGAUUUUUAAACAAAUGUCCUAUGGAUCAGUGUAAUGAUGUUGACGCUUUUUUGGCUUCCUCUGGUAUUAUAGUUUGUAUUUUCACAAAGAAUGCUUUGUAGCAAGCGUUAUAAUUAAUCUGUUUUGUACAUAAAUGUGCCAACAGCUUGAUGGUGGCGUUUUUGAAAUGUGGAAAACGUGCUUGCAAAAUGUAAUAAACACACUUGUGUACUUUGUGUA
Xenopus laevis (African clawed frog) is the source of this 4124-nucleotide messenger RNA. RefSeq names its product glycoprotein M6A L homeolog (gene gpm6a.L). Lineage: Eukaryota; Metazoa; Chordata; Amphibia; Anura; Pipidae. The transcript is spliced from 7 exons. Gene Ontology annotation, cellular component: filopodium; membrane; axonal growth cone. The coding region runs from base 293 to 1129 and encodes 278 amino acids. Gene Ontology annotation, biological process: neuron projection development. The record is from RefSeq and is marked provisional.